AUGCAUGAUUCCUUGACUCGAUUUCCUUCCUUCACUUCGAGGCGACAGUCCAAGAGCAACAGACCAGCGGAAGAGAUGAACGUUUUUUGUAGUGAUAUCGUUUCCAAAGAGUAUGUGCUUGAAACACUGAAGGAGGUCCGUCACAACCCAGACAUUCUCAAGUUAGAGAUAGAAGACCUUCUGAUUGCCAAGAACCACAACGCCUUUCUCCCUGUUGUCAAAGCCAUUCUGCUCAGAGAUGAGCGCAAGUGGAAGCACCUGCGGUUCAUUGACACAAUCGAAGCCACCGAUAUUCUAUGGUGGCAAGGGAUGAAGCACAUCCUCAUGCGAGAAUACGAGACUACGAUUGAGGACAAAAGCAAGUACGAAGGGCUGGUAUCCUUUCAAGCCAACGUUCAAGUGAUGCCUGGGGCAACCAAACUAUCCAUCCGUUCACUCCUCAAGAGCAUUCAAAACGACAAGGAUCUGCAAACCAUUGGCUUCUCGGGGGGCCUGUUUGGAUACAGUGACGAAGCUCUUCCGAAUGCUUUGAAGAGGCUGUUUGAUGAUACUGAUAAGCUGACAGAAAGCAUCGUGAUCAAUAUCAAGUGCGGGUGGGGGGCAGCUGACGGGGAAGGCAGGCUUGAGGCACUGAAUGCCUGCCUCCGGGCCCUGAGCAGCAACAGCGGUGGCCUGUCCAAACUGGAAGCCAAGCUCGAAAAGGGGCAGCGUCGACGUCGUCGACGACGUGCGACGAGCAACGACGAUAUCUUGUCUCUGACUAGCAAUCAGAGUACUUUGUCAGGGACAAGUGUACACAGCACGAAGUCAGAAGGCGCCAAGCGAAGGCUUCCCAGGCAGACGAGACCAGGAGACCGUCCUAUCCUUCGACGGGGCACUUCACCCAGACGAUGCCUCACUUUGCCUACUCCUGGUGGUAGCGGCAUGUUAUCCCCGAAGCGUGGAAUCCCCGGAAAGUCCAGGAGCUUCAACAUCAAACGUCCCAGCCUGGAAGAAGGGGGCCUAGAUAAGGAAGAGGCGGUAGGAGAUAUUGCUCCACCUCGAAGGCUAACUACUGCCCAAAGGAGCAAAAGCUUCAGGCAUCAGCGUCCCACACCAGAUACUCUCUCUGUGACGAAGGAUCGCUGGAACGAUGGCAAUCAGGUUGAAAGUACUCGUCCUUCUAGAGACCAAGACACCGCGUUGUCGCCUCAAAAACCUGCUCGCUCGAAAUUGACAUCGACCAGAUCUACUUCUUCGGGCAGACCCUCGUUACGGCGCGUCAAGAGCUUGAACAAAGACAGCUUGGACCAGACAGAGCACGGCAACACUGGUGGGAAGCACCCUGAUUACGAUUGGGCAAAGGGCGACUAUGCUGCGAAGAAUGUUCUGCCCAGUGCGGCGUAG
Molecule: messenger RNA, 1386 nt
Organism: Seminavis robusta
Lineage: Eukaryota; Bacillariophyta; Bacillariophyceae; Naviculales; Naviculaceae
Source: the annotation of a GenBank genome assembly